This is a messenger RNA of Penicillium lagena, 1014 nucleotides long. RefSeq names its product chitinase. Gene Ontology annotation, molecular function: chitinase activity. Gene Ontology annotation, cellular component: extracellular region. Gene Ontology annotation, biological process: carbohydrate metabolic process. The coding region runs from base 1 to 1014 and encodes 337 amino acids. The record is from RefSeq and is a predicted model, not a curated record. NCBI's taxonomy places the organism in Eukaryota, Fungi, Ascomycota, Eurotiomycetes, Eurotiales, Aspergillaceae. The transcript has a single exon.
AUGAAGUAUUCCGCUAUCCUCGCUGGUCUGGGUCUUCUGGCCACCUGUGCGUCGGCUGUGCCCCAUAGGAUCAGGCACUAUCCCCGUGCUGAUUCUGGCGCCCAGAAUGUUGUCUACUGGGGACAGAAUGGUGGCGGCGUUGAGGAAAACAACGACCUGGCCUCGUACUGCAACGGGACUUCGGGCAUCGACAUCCUUGUCCUGGCCUUCCUGUAUCAAUACGGCAAUGGCAACGACAUCGCGUCCGGUAUCAUUGGACAGUCGUGCUCCAUUUCCGGAGGCACUGGCGAGCCCUCGCAAUGCGAUGAGUUGGCCUCAGCUAUCCAGACAUGCCAGUCGGCCGGCAUCAAGAUUAUUCUCUCCCUCGGUGGAGCUGUUGGCGCGUACUCGCUGGAGUCCCAGGAAGAGGCCGAAACUAUUGGCCAGAACCUUUGGGAUGCAUACGGCAACUCGGGCAAUGGCUCUGUGCCCCGUCCCUUCGGUGAUGUCUUCGUGAACGGUUGGGAUUUCGAUAUUGAGGCCUCAAGCGGCAACCAGUACUAUCAGUAUAUGAUCAGUACGCUGCGCUCCAACUUUGCUUCCGACCCCGCCAAUACCUACUACAUCACUGGCGCGCCGCAGUGCCCGAUUCCCGAGCCCAACAUGCAGGUUAUUAUCACCAACUCCCAGUUCGACUACCUCUGGGUCCAGUUCUACAACAACCCCGGCUGCUCUGUGAAUGGUGCCAUCAACUACGACGACUGGGUCGCUAAUGUUGCCAACACCCCCUCCGCCAAUGCCAAAAUCUUUAUCGGUGUGCCUGCUGCUCCAGAUGGCGCCACCGGCUCGUCCAGCGGUGCUCAAUACUACCUCGAGCCAAGCGCCCUGGCAACUUUGGUCGGCAACUACAGCAGCAACCCUGCCUUCGGCGGAAUUAUGAUGUGGGCCGCCGCCUUCUCCGACUCUAAUAUCAACAAUGGUUGCACCUACGCCCAGGAGGCGCACAGCAUCCUCACCACUGGUUCUCCCUGCUAG